AUGGCACCAAUUCUCAACUUCGCGCUCGCUCUUGCGAUGCCUAUCCUUUCAUUGGCUGCUGCCCUUCCAACCGGAGCUGAUCUCGAAAACCGUGCUACUACUCUUGGGGGAACUCCAGAUAUUGUCGGAGGAACCACCGCUGCUCUUGGUGAAUUCCCCUACAUUGUCAGCUUGUCCUCCAGUGGUUCUCACUUCUGUGGUGGUGUCUUGCUCAACGCCUACACCGUCCUUACUGCAGCCCAUUGCUCUGUCAGCUACUCAGCUUCCUCAGUCAAAGUCCGUGCUGGAACUUUGACCUGGGCGUCUGGCGGAACUCAAGUUGGUGUCAGCAAGGUUGUAGUCCACCCGUCCUACAAUUCAUCUACCACCAACAACGACAUUGCACUCUGGCAUUUGUCGACUGCUCUUCCAGCCAGCUCCAUCAUCGGCUACGCCAAGUUGCCCGUUCAAGGUUCCGAUCCCGUCGUUGGAUCUACCACCACCGUUGCAGGAUGGGGUCUUUUGACUGAGAACGGAUCUACAUUGCCAUCGACUUUGAGAAAGGUCUCGGUUCCAGUUAUCUCCCGUGCUUCUUGCCAAGCUGAGUAUGGUACAUCUGCCGUUACCACCAACAUGUGGUGUGCAGGGUAUGCUGCAGGUGGCAAAGAUUCCUGCUCUGGCGACUCCGGUGGACCAAUCAUCGAUGCUGCCACUGGUGUCUUGGAGGGUACUGUCUCCUGGGGUCAAGGUUGUGCUGAGGCUGGUUACGCUGGUGUCUACGCCAGAGUUGGUAACUAUGUUACUUACAUCAACUCCAACCUCUGA
Molecule: messenger RNA, 804 nt
Organism: Botrytis porri
Lineage: Eukaryota; Fungi; Ascomycota; Leotiomycetes; Helotiales; Sclerotiniaceae
Exons: 3
Coding region: 1-804 (267 amino acids)
Biological process (GO): proteolysis
Molecular function (GO): serine-type endopeptidase activity
Source: RefSeq, a predicted model, not a curated record